Molecule: messenger RNA, 2658 nt
Organism: Brassica napus (rape)
Lineage: Eukaryota; Viridiplantae; Streptophyta; Magnoliopsida; Brassicales; Brassicaceae
Product: CBS domain-containing protein CBSCBSPB3-like
Exons: 2
Coding region: 966-2585 (539 amino acids)
Molecular function (GO): protein binding
Source: RefSeq, a predicted model, not a curated record
UGUUAAUAUUUUAGUAUAUAUUUUUUUAAUUAUGAGAUAUGUUAACAUAUGUCACAAUCCUAAAAUAUAUACUUGUUAUGUGUCGCAAUCAUGUUAAUUAACAAUUUUGAAGAAUCAAACUUUAUAUAAUAAGAUUUUACAGUUUAAAAAUAUUUUUGUCUUAUUCUAUUAACACAUAUUUAUAUUUUAGGAUACUUAUAUUGGAUAUACAAUAAUAUUUUUGACUAUAUAAAUUUAGUCAAUAUAUCAUAAAUUGAUAAUUUAUUUUAGAUAAAAUAAAAUAUAUAAAUUUUAUGAUAUAUUAAAAUUAAUUGAUAGAGGUUUUUACCAUGAUUCUGUCAAGUGACAUGGGGUCAAACACCUAGAAAGCUUCCAGUAACAUGCUUGCACACGUAGUACAAUACUUGUCAAUUACUCCCUCCGUUUUUUAAUAUAAGUCGUUUUACAGCUAUGCACGUAGAUUAAGAAAACCAUUAAUUUCUUAUAUUUUCUAAACAAAAACAUCAUUAAUUAUUUACCUAACCACAAUUCAACCAAUAGAAAAAUAUAAGAUAUAUUACCAUUGGUUAUAUAACAUUAAUUAUUAAUAAAUUUUACAUAGAAAACCGAAAACGACAUAUAAUUUGGAACAAAAAAGUUUCUCUAAAACGACUUAUAAUAAAAAACGGAAGGAGUAUGUUUUUGUAUUAGCAUUUUACCAUUAAUUCCGACUAAUCCAUGCCACAUGCAAAAAAUUAAUUUCACAGAAUUUGUUUUUCUUUUACGGGAAAUACAUCAUUCUUGAUUUCUUUAAUUAUCAAAUUUAAUAUAGUUUGACUAAAUUAAAUAAGAAGGAGAAGAAGACCACCUCCUUACAUACGCCCAGGAACAUGAUAAAAAUGGCUAAAGACAAUUGCUGAAAGCCGUGGAACAACAAACCAGCGAGACGACAAAUUAUCCAAGAAAGCCUUAGAUCGAUCGAUAUCAUGAGUACUCAAGCGACGGGGACUUCGUCAACAUCAGGGAGGAGGAGAGGACCACCACCACCUUCCAAGAAACCAGACCAAUCAGAGCACCACGGAAGCUUCGUCAACGUACCAAACUCACCUCAACCUCCCUCUAACGUUGAGAGAACAGUUAAAAAUCUUCGGUUAGACAAAGCCAUCACCAUCCCCGAAGGCACCACCGUCUUCGAAGCUUGUCGGAGAAUGGCUGCCCGUCGCGUCGGCGCCAUUCUCUUAACCAACUCAAGCUCCCUCCUCUCCGGUAUCUGCACCGACAAAGACAUAGCUACAAGAGUCAUCGCCGAAGGGUUAAAACCGGACCAGACUCCUGUCUCCAAAGUCAUGACGAGAAACCCUGUCUUCGUCACCUCUGACUCCUUAGCCUUGGAAGCUCUUCAAAAAAUGGUUCAAGGGAGGUUCAGACACUUGCCCGUCGUGGAGAACGGCGAAGUCAUUGCUAUGUUAGACAUCACGAAGUGUUUAUACGAUGCUAUCUCGAGGAUGGAGAAAGCAGCCGAGCAAGGAAGCGCUUUAGCUGCUGCUGUGGAAGGUGUCAGAGGAGCUGGUUUCAUCGAGACGUUGAGGGAAGGGAUGUUUAAACCCGCCUUGUCGACGAUUAUCACCGAUAGCUCCAAAGUUGUGCUUGUAUCACCAUCAGAUUCUGUCUACGUCGCUGCGAAAAGGAUGCGUGAUCUGCGCGUAAACUCUGUGAUCAUCUCAAUGGGGAGCAAAGUCCAGGGGAUACUGACUUCUAAGGACAUUCUUAUGCGCCUUGUAGUCCAAAAUUUAUCUCCUGAAACGAUUCUUGUUGAGAAAGUGAUGACGCCGAGUCCUGAAUGCGUCUCCUUAGAGACGACGAUUCUUGACGCGUUGCAUACGAUGCACGAUGGGAAGUUCUUGCAUCUUCCGGUGUUGGACAAAGACGGUUCGGUUGCAGCUUGUGUUGACGUGUUGCAGAUCACCCACGCGGCUAUCUCGAUGGUUGAGAACAGCUCUGGUGCUGUGAACGACGUGGCGAACACCAUGAUGCAGAAGUUUUGGGACUCGGCUCUUGCGUUGGACCCGGUUGAUCAUGAUUCGGACGGUCAUAGUGAAAUGUCGGGGAUGAUGAUGAUGCAUCGUCAUUCAGAUAUUGGGAAGCUCACUUCUUGCGCUUCUCUAGAGCUAGAGAACUCGUUUUCAUUCAAAGUCAAAGACCUUAAGGGCCGUGUGCAUCGGUUUAGUUCCGGUGGUGAAAGUCUUGAAGAGCUGAUGGGUGUUGUGAUGCAAAGAAUCGGUAUUGAUGUGGAGGAACAAAGGCCUCAGAUUAUGUAUGAGGAUGAUGAAGGUGAUAAGGUGUUGAUUACGUCGGAUAGUGAUUUGGUUGGUGCUGUUGCUCUUGCUAGGUCUACUGGACAGAAGGUGUUGAGGCUGUAUCUGGACUUCACCGAGACAGAAACAAGGAGCUUGGGUUUGGAAACGGGUCAACUCAAGAAAGUGAGUACUCUGGAUGGAAAGGGAUGUGGCGGGUGGGUUACAUGGCGUGGUGGUGUGGUGGUUACAGGAGCUGUUGUGAUAACGGGCGUAGCUGUAGUUGUUUACUUGAAACGCUCAAAGACAUGAUUCUAAUGUUGCAAAAUAACCCUCUUUCUUUUUAUUAUUGUAAGCUUCAUAUAUACAAUGUUGUCAGUUUGGG